GCCGGCGCGUUCCAUCUCUCUCUUCUUCUCGGCUCUCGGCUAGUCGUGUCUGUCCCGCGCUCUAAGUGUUGUUUUCACGGAGGCAAGAUGGCUGCGGCGGUGGCCGGGGCCGCCUUACUGGGCAAGGGGCUGGACAUCAGCCUGGCGGCACUGCAGCGGCACGACCCCUACAUCUGCAGCAUCGUAGACGUGGCCAGCCAGGUGGCGCUCUACACUUUCGGGCACCGAGCCAAUGAGUGGGUGAGGAACCGAGUGUCAUCGCGGGGUGGUGGGUGGUGGUGGUGGUGGUGAAAUGGGGCAGAGAUGGAAUAAAGCACCUGCCACUUUAAAUCAACCAACGUCAUCCUUGCGCCGUAAAUUCUGUAGUGCAGGGGCGGCUGGGCUGGCGAAAUCGUUCUUAAAGCGUCUGCGCAGAUGAAACUUGGUGGGAGACACUUUCCCUGGCUUUUUAACUUGUUCUUCCGCUCAUGCGCUUUAAGCGGCUGAUGGGUGACUGCAGCCCGGGCAAACAGGGCGGAAGGGGAGGAUGGACGAGUAAACCAUGACAUCUAGACAUAGCUGCCAACUUUUCCCCUUUUUUAAGGGAAACCCCCUUAUUCCGAAUAGGAUUCCUCGCAAGAAAAGGGAAAAGUUGACAGCUGUGCAUCUAGAGCAGGUCGAUACCGAGCUUGCUUGCAUUUAUAGGACUAACCUCAUAAUGAGUUUACCUGGAGAGGACAGUAAACUUGGAGAUGCUUGGGGAGAAACUAAGGCUGCAGCCCUGGUGUCCUAUACUCACUUGGGUUUAAUUCCCGUUGAAGUUAAUGUGGCCUACUUCUGAGUAUAGGCUUGUGCUUAGCUGGGACUGUACCCUGGUAAAGUGGGGCUUAUUAAUGGGUAUACAGUACAUUGACAAGAUUGCAUUGUUUAUCUGCUUUUUAAUUAGUGUUUGAGUUUGACCAGAUCUAAGAGAAACAGCUACUUGGGCCAGCAUGUUCAAAAUGCAGUGUGCAAUGCUGCUUUCCCCCUGGGCUGGCUGCUUGGUUUGGUGCUAGUAGGUACUGGACUGAGACAAGCAGCUCCUUGGGCCAGUGUGCCCAUCAAAGGGUGUGCAAGACUGCAGUAGCUGCCUCCUUUGUCUCCUCAAACUGCCUGGCUAUGGUCGCCCAGUUUAGCACAGCAAAGACUAGACCCAGGUGCAGCUCCCUGGCCAGCAUGCCCAACAAAAGCAGCUUGCAGUGGUGCCAGACAGGCCCGUGCAGAGGGCAGGGGGUAGCUGGGUACAUUUGUCCUGAGCUUUGGAGGGCUACGCUGGCUUGGGGCCUCCACCAGAGGCCUGCUGGACAUACACUGUCUUGCCAAGAAUGUGCCUCCCAGCCGACCGGGGACUUAAUGGGUGAAAUGGCCAUGGGUGAAGCAACCAUACCUGUGGACCUGCGUUACUGCAUACUAGUGUAUAGUGUCAGAUCAGAUUUGGUGCCCCUACUUCAGUGGCACAUCUUAUGAAAAAGGCUCCUUCCCUGGGCCUCAGACAAGCUUUGCAUGGGCCUGGUGCCAGAUGUCUCUUCAUGCUCUGUGGACUGGCUGCUUAGUUUAGUGAAGGCACACAAACACAGCUCUGGUUGUCCUGGAAGUUCAGAGUUUUCUUUUUUUAAAGGAGGUUGGCCAGAAUGAUGCCUGGGCAGUAUACUGGACAGUAGCAUAUUACGUGUUGGCAGUGAGACCUUAUGGAAGCGUGAGCCCUCAGCAAUUUACUAGCCAUGCAGACUCCUGAUGCCAGCCCUGCUGUAGCCAUGGUACAGUAUAUGUUUAGAGCCUAGAUUGCAUGAAAAUGGAGUUUCACAUUAUCCAAAAAUACAGAGAUAAUCUUGCUUUAUUUUCUACUCAGUGUCUGCUCUUGCUUCAGCCACAGUAGGGCAAUUUGUAUAAAGUGUCUAAUAUGACCCUGGCAAACAGGAUUGUUAGUUUAGGAAAGGAGGCAUUUUCUACCCCAAAAUGGGAAAGCAGCUGUGUUAUAACAAAUGAGCUGGCAUCUAGGCCUAAUUCUUCAUUGAAAAGGCUUGUUUCAUAUGUUAUGUUUCUAGUGCAUAUAUACAGAGCACAUGUUAAAAGAGGGGGGGGGGAGGAAUACUGUAAAUGUGUGCUUAGAAAAAUGUAUACAGUGAUUUAAAAGACAUGUACAUACCAGAAAGCCAGUGUUCAAUUGAUUCUUUAAAAUCACAUUUCAUCACCUGUAACAUUUGAAACAGCCCCCAAUUUUGUCGGUUUGUCUGCUUAUGCUUUGCACUAAUUCACUUAGGUGGCUUUUAUUCUGUCUUUAAAAUGAUGCAUUUUUAAUUGAUUUUAGGAAAAGACUGAUGUGGAAGGAACACUGUUUGUUUACACAAGGUGGGAAGUUUAUUAAUUUUAAUAUCAGUGUUUUAAAUUCACACCAUUCUCAUACUACAAAAAAGAAGCACAGAAAAGUGAUAUCAUUGACUGGAUCAAGAGGUACAAGUUUUUGAAUUGCAUGAAACUCUUCAUCACUUAUGAAGGUUGAAAACAUAUAUUGGAAAUUAAAGAUACUUGGUCUGAUGUUAACAUGAUAAGUGUAGAAUUAUUAUUUUUUUAAGUACUGCAAAUUGAUGAACCUUGAUGAAGAGAAUGACUCCCCAUACCUUUCUCCUAAGAUAAUAAGGCAGUGAAAAACUUAUAACAAGGUGUAAGGAGGAGGUUUCUGUGCAGACUAAACAAAGUAUCAGGCAAAUAUUUCCGAUGUCAAAGUUUUAUGAUACCGCACCCUCUUUUAAACUUACUAGAUUUUCCUUACAAAUAAUAUUUAGAACCUUCUUAUAUAUUUCUUAUAUUUUGAAAAAAAAUGAACUAAAUAAUAAUAAAAAUAAGAACAAUGUGAAACACAAGCUUGCUACUAAUAGGAGUAAUAAAUUGUAAAGCGCUGAAAACCCUGUAAGGAAGGUCAGUACAGUCGUACCUUGGUUUUUGAACAGCUUAGUUCUUGAAAGUUUUGGCUCCUGAAUGCCGCAAACCCAGAAGUGACUGUUCUGAUUUGCGAACUAUUUUUGGAAGCCGAACGGCCAAUGGGGCUUCCACAGCUUCCGAUUGGCUGCAGGAGCUUCCUGCAGCCAAUCAGAAGCCAUGCUUUGGUUUCUGAACAUUUUGGAAGUCGAACGGACUUUAUUGUGUUGUUAUUCUUGUAUAGCCUAAAGGCAGUUGAGACCAAGAAAACAGUGGCUUGCCUACAGAGUAAUACCUGGCAAGUUGAUUCCAGAGAUUUGAACCGAAUAUUUUCCAAUUCAAAUUCAUACAUUCCACAAUUCAGACUGUUAAAAACCACUUCAGACUGUCAAAAAGUAAAGUGAGGAACAGAGAUAAGAGAGUAUUUUUCUGCAUCUAUUUCUGGAAACCAUUUUAUAAAGACAGUUUUAUUUAUAACCUGCUGGUGCUGCAAGUUAGGGGAGAAAUAAGUGUGUUUUUUAAAAUGUUGAAAGUAAGCCUUCUGUUAGGAAUAAAAGUAAAAUGAACUGAACAAAUGAAUCUUAUAAUUCUCUGAUUAUCAUCAUGUUUGCUGCUUUCUAUCACUUCCACCCUUUGUUUCAUUUUCUGUCACCUCCCUUCCUGUAAUGCACAUUCCUAGUGGCUUCAGGGUACAGGGACAUCCUUGGAGGACUACCAAACUUGGAAUGUCUCCCACCCAUUAAGCCAGUGUCUUUUCACUGGUAUCAAACACAGUUCAAAAUUGGAACAUUCUACAUGUACCCAUUUUAAUAACCAUGUGUUGAAAAGGUUAAAAAAGGCAAAGGUGAAAAAUGGGAAUGAAGGCCCUGUGUGUAGCAAAUUUCCUUAGUGUGCCCAUUCUUGCCUCAUCAUAAAAAGGAAGUUACAAUGUAAAGAGUCCAACUAAUACAACACUGUUAAAGUGGAGCAGGCCUCUGAUGGUUAAAGUGUAUGGUUGGGCACAGUGCUUUGUAUGCACAAGAGAUUCAGAUAUUUUUAAAAACGGUUCUUUCAUAUAUUAGUUUUUAACUAGCUGAGCUCUUGUUAGGAGCACUGUUGCUUAGCCCUCACAAACUGUAUCUUUUGUAUUUAAAUAAUAAUAAGGUAACUGCAGGUAAACUGCAGAAGCAGUGAAUUAAAACAAGAUAUGUAAAUUUCUAAAGUAGUAGAGGAGGAUAUUGAUUAUAACAGUGAGAGGGUGCCGUUCUAAGAGGAAGAGGUGUCUGACCUGUACUGAAGUUGGUAAAAAAAUAAAAAUGCUGCCCCCCCAAAAGCCAAGUCUUUUCUUAGGCUUUCAAAUACUUUAGUAAAAAAUAUAGCCAUACCUAUAGUACAAAGUGUUUUAAAAUAUAAUUUCAUUCAGUUAUUUUUCAUUGACUGUGGAGGGCUUUAUUUCUGAUCGUUUUUCAGAUCAGCUUCACCGAAGUAUGGAUUCACUAUUAUGAAUAGGCUGAGUAUGGAAAAUCGGACAGAACCCAUAACUAAAGAUCUGGAUUUCCAGUUGCAGGACCCUUUUCUGCUUUACAGAAAUGCCAGAUGUGAGUAACACUUUCAUGCAUUAACUAAACUCAUUCUUGGGGUUGAAGUAUGCUUCUUCCAAGCUGCUUCUUGAAAAUCUCUGUGGAAAUUUUCAAAACUUGAAAAAGUAGUUUUAAAAUUUCUUACUUUUCAAGAAAGCAGUUGAAAAUCCUGGAUUGGCUGCACUAGCGAGUUCUCCAAGGGAAACUCCAUAUCCAGCUAUUCCUUGAAGAGACUUGCAAAGAGUCGAUCAGUGGCACUUCAAAGCACUGCAGAGGGUUAUUUGCAAGCACCCAGGAUGGUGCUUUGAUGUCCUGACUUUUGCUAGGACUUCAAAGCGCUCCAUCAUUUGAUGUCAUUGUGAUGUCAGGUGACUGCUGUGAGAGAUAGGGUAUAUAAGGAUACGGCCCGCAGCCAGAUCUAGUUCUUCACCCCUGUUGUAUAGCAGGUUCCUGGGUUCUCUAGCACAAGCAAGAAAUGGGUAUGUUCAUACAGGUGGGCUCAAUAACUCCCAUUGAGAUAUGUGAUAAACUCAUGUUUAUAGCAGCAAGGGCUUAAUCAGUGAUGCUGAUAUCUUUCUAGUGGUCUCAGUUUAUAGGUAUUUCUUUGAAGGAUUUUUACUCUGCUCUUCAGCUGAUAAAGGUUCCCACUUGUCCUGAAGGAUGACUGUGUUGCCUUGGCUGCCUUCUAACACUGAGGAGGCUGGAUGCCUCAGGCUGCUGAUUUUAGAUGUCACAAAAGGGUAUCAAAUUGUUAGUUAUUCUAAUUACUACUAUUAUUAUCAGUAGUAUUAGCCACGUAUUUUUACUGCCAGGAAAAGGUUCUAAUGGGAUUUUCUGCCUCGGGUGCCAAAAUAACUUCGCUGGCCUUGGGUACUAGGCCCUGUGACUUGUCGGGGUGUAUGGGGUGCAAUUUAUUCCUCCUCAGGGAGGAAAAUGUCUUGAGCCAACCUUUAUCGUGACAAUGAAAUUUUGUUAGUACACCAGCCAUGUGUCUUAUCCAGCAACCCAACCUACAGAAUAGUCUGCAUGAGUCAUGAGCAGGCUUGCCAAAAUAAUGAGAGAAGCACUAGUUUAGAACCCCAUGGUGGGAAAAGCAGUGACAGGGGCAUUUGGGCAGAGAAGAAGCAGGGAGUGGAAAGAGUAUAUACUCCCCCCCCCUUCAAAUUUCCCUGUCCCAUGCCUGCCUGCCUGCCUGCCUGCCUUUUAAUGUGGCAUUAGGGUUCGUUUAAACAACAUUUGCAUGUAAUUUGUAGUUAGUAGUUCUUUAUGUAACACUAGCAUCUAGCAACCCUGAACAGCUUGUAGUUCUGUUGUGCUUUCACAAAUGCAUAUUAAUAAAGAAUCCAUCUGCCUAAGAGAUUACAGCAUUCUCUAGGUUUUAAAUACCAAAUUAGACUCAUAGGCAUAACAAACACUUGAAGAGGAUGAGAAAAGCUGGGUUGUUUUCUGUUGUGUUUGUACACAUAUGGGUUACCCACACCAUAUAGUGAUAUCAAGGACUGAUUUUUCUCUUCCAUUUUACAUGUUGGCCUUGAGGAAAUGUGGUGUCCCAAGAACUCUUUAGAAAGCAGGGAUUCUGUACACUUGGGAAUCAGAGCACUUUGGGACAUGGGACCAAUGCAGAUGCAAUCUUUAUGCUCCCUCUUUCCCAUAGUUGAAUGCCUGUGGGAAUGCAUGAUUUGCCCUCCAUAAAUCUCCUCUCCUCUCUUGGGCACAAAUGCUACCCUUGCUCUUAAUCAUGGUUAAAGGAAUUAAGCACUAAUCAUAAACAGGGAUCAGCUUGGAUUUGAAACCAUACAGCGAAGGUAGUCAUAUAAAUAAGCCCAUAAGUUAUUAACCUGUUGCAGCUGGCACAGGAAGGAUGGAGAGCAGUAGCAGACAGCAUGGUGGAACGGCACUUCUCAUCCGACCUGUCAGUUGCAUUGCUGCUGCUUACAGGAAGUAGAGGGGGAGGGACAAAGUCCAAUCUGGCAUUCCUGCUGGUGAAUUUGCAACACACUGAACUGGUUUCCACCUUGUCUCUUCCCCCUCUACCUCCCUGUAAGCACUGGUGAUGUGACCAACUGGAGGUCAAGUCAGUGACCAUAACCAUGCUGACCUCAACUGAUGAAGCUCUGCCCCACUUACAAUAGCUUGAUGUGUGUGUCAAAGGGUAGUGUUUAAAUAUAAGGCUGUUUGGUUGUAGUAGUAGUAGUAGAUGACAGCAUAUUUAAACAGCAAACUAUUCAGCAAAAUAAAGUGAGAUGUCUUAGGUCAAUUAGUGAGCAAAAUAAUAUAAGACAGCAACAUUGCAUCACAGGAGGGCCAGAGAAAAUCCUCCUCCAAGCUAGAGGAUUAAAGGAAUACUGUCACCAAUUCUCUGUCUUGCAGUCUUAGUGGGUAGAAACCUGACAUACAAUGAGAAAUAAAAAAUAAAGAAACAGAAAGCUAGUGUUCCCAAACUAGAAUAAUACAGAGUGCCCUUGACACCACCCCUUGCUAACUAUUAGUAUCACAACACAAAGACUCUUAACUUUCUGCACUGCUUCCUGUCCCAGCCAUCCCAUAUUUAAAUAGCAAAAGGAAAAAGAGAGAAGUUUGUGCCUCUUUUUGGGUUUAGGGAUGCCUGCAAUGCAUUCUGAACCAUUGCUUAACCUUCGUCUCCUCCUUACAUCAUGCCAGUGGCUAUUGCAGCACUGUUCCUUCCUAUGCUGCUGAACUAAUGCGAGAAUCCCUGGGCCACAUCAGAAGAGCUUGUUUUGCACCUCCUCCUCAUGCUAGUGUUAUCCCAGAUUCCAGAGAGUGCAGCUGCUUAUGGUGUUUCCUCCCUCGCCCCUUUCUAUGCAAUGCUGGGCUUUGCCUGAAAACCAAAGGCCAUAAUGUCUCCAUCACAAGUGAAUUUAUAAGGUAUUAACACCAAUAGUUGAGAGCGAUUAGGAAGGAAAGAGGAGUAAUGUUUGCCAGCUUUGUAAAGCAAGCCCUCAAAAGUUACUAGCCUUCAAACAUUUUUACAAGUGUGCUGGGGGCUAACAGAGGCGGAAGAGAGAGACACAUUUCUUCUGCCCUCUUUCAGCUGCCUGUUUCGUUUCACACUAAACACAGAGGAAGGACACAGGGCUCCAUCCCUCCUUUCCCAGGCUGCUCACUUCCUUGUAUGGAAUUCCUGGUUGCCGACGGCUACCGAACUGAUUAUUAAAUGCAAGACUGGGCUAAGGCAUGUGAGACUUGGCUCAAAUUAAGCUCUUAUCUGCAUAGCUUGGCAUUACUGUUGUUCUGACUAAGUGUGCACAUGUGCUGUUGCCAUGGAUAAUCUUGGUGUCUUUUUCUGGAGCAUGCAAGAUCAAGGCUGAGAACAAAAUAACUGCUACAGUUGUUGAAGAACAAGAAGUAGAAAAUUCCUUCCCCUCCUUGUUCUGUAAAAAGCAUUCAUUUCUGUUCCUCUUGCUUGCCAUCUGGUUAGGAACCCUGGAUAUUAUGACACCCUUAACCAGCCAACAUCAGCAGUGGUUUUUGUCUACCAUUUCAUCUGUUCCUCUCAAAUCUUCAGUCUUCUCUAGAUUUCGUUAGAGUGGACUAUGAAUAGUUGUUAUAGCAAGUCUCGUUAUAAAAAAUUAGGAAACAAAAUGUUUUGAAGUAAAAAUGUGAUCCAUCUGAGCUGAACUACUUUUUAAAGUCCCAUUUGAUUUCAGUAGGACAAAACUAGCCAUGCAUUGAACUUCCCCCCAGAGAUCAACGGGACUUGAAAGUGCUUGAUUUUAGCUCAAAGUGCCCUGGGUGCAAAAUGUGGUUGAUAAUUGACCCUGAUCACAUCUCCAUAUCCAUUGGAUACUUGCUAAAAUAUGCUGACUAUUCUAGUUCAUCCUCACAUAAUGGCCCAGUUCAGAAUAUAUUAUCUCAGCUCCUUUGCUCCUCCCUUUGUGGCAUGAACCAGGAAGUAUCUAAUUAACUACAGUGUUCAUUUUUGUCUAAACCAGGGGUUGUCAUCCUGGUUCCUACCGCCCACUAGUGGGCAUUUCAGGAUUCUGGGUGGGCGGUAGGGGGUUCUACGGCACAAGCUGAAUCCUCCUUCCAUUGAGCACUGGUGGGCGGUAAGGAAAUUUUACCAUCAAGAAAGAUGCAUUAGUGGGCGGUAGGUAUAAAAAGAUUGACUACCCCUGGUCUAAACUAUGGCUGCCAGCUGUGUCUGAACUCUAAAUUUCCAGCUUUGGAACAAGCUGGGAUCUAUGAUUGAGGAUGCUGACUUAUUCCAAAGCUGGCAACCAUAGUUUCCCAGUAUAGAUGGAACAAAAAAUUGUGGUUAAUUGCAGACUUUCUGGGUAGAUGGUUGGCACUGUGAAGGAGCGAAGGGGCUGUUUGCAUGGGCAAAAGGCUUGUUCAUAUCUUGUCUUAAUAAGCCACAAUAUGAUGGUCCAAACACAACUUUGCUUUUAAAUACUUAAAAUAAUUGUUUGCUAUUUUUCUUAAACUGGAUUCUUUCCCCUCUCUACCCCUCCAAUUCAAAAGAAGUUCUAUUCUAAGGGUAAAUACAGUUCAUAACCUCAGCUGUAAUCAGGCGUAGAUUCAAUAAUAGUUAUUUGCUUGGACUAGCUAACUAUAGCCUAGAAGCAAAAUUAGUGCUUACUGUAAGAAAAUUACCUCUUUAUGCCCUUCCAUUACAUUGGCUAGUACUUAUAUUCUUCAAAUAACAUUUUUUCUGUUGUAUAUUAUUUUGAAUAACGUAUUUUUGUAUACAUUUCAGCCCUGGUUAAACUAUUCUGUGUAAUAUAAAAAUGAGCACUUGAUAUAUUCAAGCAUAAUUCUAGCAAUAACAGAACUUUGAACGUCAAGUAGGAGGACUAAACAACUAAAUGAAACCCUAACCCUUCGCUUAGGCAGUAUUUGAAGUCAGUUUGGUUUCAUUAUACAUGUGUAUCUGUAGGUAUCAAAUGAAACAGAGAUCUGUUAGUAAUGGCAAGGGACAGAACUUUUGCUCCUCGGAAGUAAAAUACUUCCAUGCUGUAAAGAGAAGUAUUAUAGUGUGGGUUACUAGUAUAUAAUUUCCCUGAACAGGAACUUUACUUCAACUGUGUUGUGCAAACAAUUCUAUAUUGUUACAGUAGACUAUCACAGAACUCUAAGUUGAAAAGUUCCAAAAGGUCUUCUAGAUUAGUGGCUUGCAUAUUCAGUAAAUAUUACAUUAUGGGUCUUAUGGGCAGAAAUAAACUGAGAUGACAUUGCAGGGCAAAUUGAAUAAUGUGACAUCAAACUGUUACAACAGUGUGCUCAGCCUUUUCUGUUAUGCAGGUCUGAAAACCACAGUUUUGCUACUUGUUGGUCUGACAGCAAACUUUCCCCCCUGGUAUAGAAACAUAGAUUUAGAAAUGUCUGCUUUUAGAGAAAGAAGACCUGUUUCAGUUUUAAGUCAUGCACCAGCUGUACUGUGUAUUUUUAUGUAUAGACCAUCAUAUGACAUAUCAUAUUUCAUAGGGUGGCUUGCCACUUGAAGAACCUCCUGAGGAGCCUGUUUUCCCCUAGAACACAUAUUUAAAGCUGCUGGUAUAGAACCACUUUCCUGCUCUGAGGUAGACCUGUAUACGAAGCAAACAAUAUCCACAUUAUACUCAUUGCCUAUAGAUUUCUUGGUACUCUAGUACAAGUCUUCUCCAUUGGAUGUCUUAUCUAAACUUUCAGCACAUUUUGACCUAGGCUCCCAGCACUUGUUGGAGAACCAUUGAUAGAUCAUUCUGAUACACCAAAAAUACCAAUUCAUUACAGUAUCCAUCUUCAUUAAUAUUCAGUAUUGUAUCAGAGCAAAACUAUGCCAUGUGAGAAGAGGUUGAAUGAAGUGCUUAAGAUAACAAUGCUAUGCAGAUUGUCAAUGGCUGGUGCUGAUUUUGCAAUGGUUCUCCACUCUUGGAGGUAAAAUCUGAGGGGUGGUAUGAGAGGCACUUUUUGAGUUUUCUGCUAGUAUGGAUGGUUCCAAAUUCAUAAAAAGACUAAUGCAGUACACUGUACAGUGCCAGAGGUUCCCUUUCUCGAUUUCAAAAUAUAGACAGUACAGUUUAGUCUGGACAUAUUUUGUUGAGAAAAUAUGGCCAACUGCCAUAUUGGACAUUUCUUUGAGAUAAGAUAGGCCUUUCCAAGUAGACUGGACAGUUUUAUUUGAAAAAGGAGACACUAUUCUUGUUCCAUACUGUUAUUAUAUACCCAUUAUGAGAGGUUCUGUAUUCUGAUUUUGUGCAAACAUUUAAAAAUAAUCAAAAUUAUUUGUGACCAUGUACUGAGUAAUUUUGAAAAAUGAGAAAUUAGAAAACAAAAAUCUCUGACACAGUGAGCAUUUGGAAACCAGUCUUGUUAUCACAAUUUUAAGAAGCUAGACGUCAGUUCUCUGCCAAAUUAUGUAGGCAUAUUUAUUUCUGAAAUUGCCUGUCUCUGUAAGUACUCUGGGAAUUCUCAGUUCUAAAGACCUUUCUUAUAAAUUUAGAAAUAGAAUUUUAGAAUAUUUCACCUGCAGAUACCAAAAUAUUCACUCUAUUUUUUCAGAUAUCAUAAAAUACAGUUAUCUUUUCAUUGAGUUUUGUAUAUCAUGUUGCUAUGGGUCCUUACCUCCAGGUGUGAUGUAGAAGCAACUGAGUUGGGUUUCAUGGACCAUCUUGCCAGUAUACUUCACUCCAGGCUCCCCUGGGUGGUGCGUAGGAAGUGGACGAUAAGCUGUAGUUGCUUGCCGAACAAUGGUCUGAAACAUCCUGUUCUUCAAAAUGAAUUCUCACAGUCCAAACGGAUAGAUGGCAAAAGUGAACUCUUUGCGUGGCAGUGACAAUUUCAUUAGAAGUAUUCAAACCUAGUAGCUGGAAAAUUUGCAAAAAUUGUACAUUUUUGUUAAAACUCCCAAAGGCAGCCCGAAGGAAACCACUUUACAAUCUGAGCGAUAUCUUGUGUGUCGCUCCUUGUUUUUUUCAGUUCUUCCCAGUCUUUUUCUUGCGAUCUGUGCCUUGUGCUUGCUUAAAAUCCUUCUCCUCUGUUAGUUUUACAGGGAAAACUUGGACUGAGAAGUGAGGAUAAUAGGCUCCAUCUGCCUGUCAGUUCAUCACCUCCCUGAGUCAUAGAGGUCUCUGGUUUUCAUACAUCACCACCACUGUCUCUGAUAAUGUACCCUUGUAUUUGGAGGAAUAUGUCUUUCUAAAGGGGUUCUUGGACUUUCUGGACCCAGAGAGAAAUUUUCAUCAAAUGAAUGAAUUACAUUUUUUUUUUAAUGAGAACCAGGCCAAUAGAGUUACAAAACGGUGAUACACACGAGUCUUAUGCAAUGCAUGUUUGAUGCAUAUUUUGCAGUGCGUGUCUAGAUCCUUUCAUCUAUAUGCAAUGUGAUAAAGUGCCUGUUUCAGUGCCAGCCCUGAAAACUAGCCUUCUAACAUUUUUCAGCGAUUAAAAAAUAACUCCCGGAUAACAUCUCCUUAAAAGGAAAGGAAUGCAGUUUACCCUAUAAGUAUGCAACCUUUCCAGUGAAAUUAAUCUGAGAUUGCAAAUGGCUCCACAGACUGAUGAGUGAAUAAGCUUGUUUUUGUGUCUGGGAUUGUAAAUCAUUCAGGGGCAGCAUGCUUUAAAUGAUGGUGUUGCCUUAACUUUAUAUUCGGAUACUAUGCAUGUGGUUAGUAGUCUGUCCCAGCCAGGAGACUGCCCUAUUGUAAACAUGCAUUCCUUACUGGGUCACACAGUGCUCAAGAUACCGUUGAAAACCCCACUCACUCCUAUCUGUAUUGCAUUCAUUUAAAGUGCUACUUCGCAUUUCUGAGCCUGCAAUCCUGUGGCAUUUGAGCCAUUUUUAUUUUUUUUAUGAAAGCAGCCAGGGCACUGUUAAGGGAACUUAAACACCAUUAUAGGAUUAUAAAUCCCUUUUCUUCCAAGCAGAAGUUAACCACAGAUUUCUUGAGCUAAAGAGAGAUUUGCACUCUUGGUAAUAAAUCUAAUCCAAUCCAUAACUUGUCACAAGAGAUGGAUUUAAUUUGUUUUGAGGCAUCUGGUUUAGGCAAUCAUUUUUGGAUUGUGAUAUUUAAGUAUGUAACAACUCUUGCCCAUAUAACACGUGUGCAGGUACCACCAGAUUCAAUAAACAUGCAUAAGUGUGGUGUCAUAUGGGAGUCCUAAUGUGAAAUAGAAGUGACGUGUGCUGCACUGGUGAACUUAACACUCCGUGAAGGAAAAUGAAGAGCAAGCAGUUCAAAAUGUAUUCUUUUCUGAUCUAUUUAAAUAAGAGAGGAAUUGAGAACUGGUGCCAUAAGGAGAUGGCAGGUAUAUUUGGCCUAUGCAACACUACUGCACUCUAGUCAAAGGGAGAAUUGCAGGGAGACUCUCUGCCUUAGACAAUAGGUCAGGAGUCCAGCAAAUAAGUUGAUAUUCUCUGGCCUCUUUUACAGCUUCCAAGAUGGGUUUUCUUGCUGGUCUGGACAAACUGCUAUUGCUUUCUCGGGAUUUGAGUCUGACACUGUUAGGAAUGCAUUCUGCUCCAGUCCUUUGCCCUUUGCAGGUCAUGUGGGGUACCAGUUCAUCAAAUGUGAUAUCCAUCACAUUUAUAUUUUCAAGUGAAGAGACUUCUCAUGUUGAUUUUUCUAGUUCUGUGUACCUUAAGGCAUUUUGCAUUUGACACUUUAUGUUAUGAUAAAAAUAAACAAAUCAAUUCAUGCUUUUUAUGGUUUUAAACUGUUGUUGAAAAAGUUCAGGCUUAACAGAGUGCAUUUUAAAAAAAACUAUCCAGUUGUGUAGGAAUAUUAAAAUAUUUCCCUGGGGAGAGCUUUUGCUCAAAGCGCAUUGGGAUCCUUUCACUGAAGUCGUUCCCUUGCACUAUUUUGGACCCCACAACCACAUUUUUAUUGUGUUCAUCUGUUUGUGCUAUCCUGUUGUGAUUCUUCAGGACUCAGUAUUGUUCCCAUAUUACGGAUGUAGGGUGAGUAGCUGAGGCUGAGAUAUGGUGGCUUUCCAAAGACUGCAUAGUAAAUUCAUUUCUGAGGUGAGAUUUGAACCAGUGACUUCCUGAAUUCCAGCUCAAGCUCUAGGCCUCUUUGUUAUAUUAGCAUUCUUGCAGUUUUUAGUUAGAAUUUAUUGCUGAGCAUAAAGAGGACUAAUAAAGAAUUGAGAAUAUUGUUGAACAGUUGUGUGAAGUGGAUUCUUUGUAGGUCUGUUCAUAGGAGCCAAUUCCUAGGGACCAAGGUCCCUUCGGGGGCCCCUCCCCCAUAAAAUAAAAUUUGAGGAGGCUGGCUUCCCUCCAAAUUUGAUGGGAAUUGCCAUUCAAAUGGUAUGGUGUGCCACAUCAUCUGAUUGGUUAUGCACAGCGCCCCCCCCCCCGGUAUCCCGGUAUUUUAUUCAAGUUGGCAUCCCUGAGUCUGUUCAUAUAAUAGUCAAAGUGUAGCAUAAGAAAAGCUGCAUUGGAAUAGUUUGCAAUUAAGUGAUUUGUGCACAGAUUACCAUUUUGAAGCGAUUAAUCAUCCAAGUAAUUUUUCUGAAGAACAGGAAUGCCGCAGAAAUUUAGAAUCGCAUUGACAGACUGAUACAGAAAAUACUUCAGCCCCAUGUACAAUUUCUGCUUAAGCACUCAGGCAAUGCUUUUAAAAAGCCAUUUCGCAAAUUCAAAACAUUAUGUUAGAAAUGGCCCUAAAAUGAAGCAAUGUUAAGUAGUGAAGGUAUACACUAAAAAAGAGAGAAGCAAUACACUGUUGGUGUAUUUCACAGGUUAAGAUGAAUUGUUCUUGUCUGUAGUCUUCAGACUGCUCACUUGCACAUUAAUCCCAUUGACUUCAGGGGAGAGCCUUGACAUUAAACAGUGUAUUUUGCCCUAAUCCAUUGAACAGCAUGUGCAGCUAAGGCUCUUCAUAAACCAUGGAAGGCAAGACAGUAAGCACAAGCUGUUCUGCAGUUUGUAACAAGAAAGGACCAAUUGCACGUGACAGUACUCAGUUACCGGGUCUUGGGUCACAUGACACAAGCUGCAGCGCAGUCUUUCAAAAUAGGAGAUUGAACCCUAACCUUAUUCACUGUCUUGUUCAAAGGCGAAAUUGCAUCCUUUCAUUACUGAAAACUCAUUUCUCAAGCUGCACUCUCAUUUGUCAGCAAGUCUCUUUUUGGAAAAGCAUGUUGGCUAUACACAGCAAGAGAAAAUAAAGAAUGCUUAGCUGGGGGAAAGUAGGAAACAUUCUCUUUGUUGCUUGUUGAAUUAAAAAAUGUCACAGGAAACAUUUAUGGUGAUAAAAUAUGAUGAUGUAAAUAGAAUAAAAAAAUUGUGAUGUAAAUAUGAAGUGCAAAUUAAAACAAUCUUUAGGUAAUUAAAAAUAAUGCUAGCCCUAAAAUAACAUCUCUGACUUGGCAAACAAGCUUAAGUUUAUUGGGAUGUGUUUGAAUGCAUUUGCACAAAUUCAGCAUUUAAUAUAGGCAAGUAAAGAAUAUAUGAAACCCAAAUCUGCAAUUCCCAGGAGGAGAAAGUUCAAAUUGAGAACUCCCAAAGGAGCACCAUGACAGCAAAUGACCAAUUGAUCUUGUCUGGAUGUACGCUUAAUUUGAGGUGGUAUAUUUCAGUUAGGGUCUCAUAUGUACAGCAUAUGAUUUACUGCAAAGCUAUAGUCUCCUUUGAGAAUUAGAGCGAGUGUAUUUAAUAAUAUUUCCCUGUAAUUCCUCCUGAGGUUACUUUGAUUUAUAAAUUAGCCCCUGGGUGCUGAAACUAAGAUAGAAAUUACACCUUUGGAGAUUGAAUAGUGCAUUGAUGUGGUUGUAUCUGGUUUUGAUCUCAUGAGGGCAAAUUACAAAUAGUGGAGACCAUGCAAGAAUUGUAGGGAAAUAUAUUAUGGUAAUCUACAUGCCUGCAGGUGUGUUUCCACCAUCAGUGGGGGUGGAAUUAUUCCUUGUUUGGGCAGGAUGAUGCUGCAGUAACUCAGUGCAACUGAACUCCAUGCCAAUUUACUUCAUAGCAAACAUAUAGCAUAGCCACCUAAUUGGAAUUGAGUUCCAGUGAAGUAACCUUCAAGUUAAUGUGCUUAGGCACUUGAUGUUCAAAAACCUAACUUUAACUAUUGAGUGCACUUAAAAUUGCAUUGCAGAAGGUGUGACAUCACGUUCUGUAUUCAGAUGGUCUGAGGACAAAUGCUAUUUUCACAUUCAGCAUGAAAAUAAGUGCAUAUAUCACUCCUUAAUUUGGGACCUAAAAUAGCUCUCAUUAUCACCUUCAAUAGAUUUUUCUGCUAAACACUUCUGGGGUGGGGCUUGUUGGCUUGUGCUUCAAGAUUUAAUUUCCUUUUUCUGUAUAAAAUGUGGACAUAUUGUCACAAUGUAAAACCAACAACACCUCCUGAAUUAUGUAUACAGGCGUCCUGGACCCACUACAAUCUAUUGUGUUAAAUGCUUUAUUUAGACAAGUAAAACAAAAAUCUGGGACAUUGAUAGAAAAUGUUCGGUAAAAAUGGGUGCAGUCUUUUAAACAUUGCUGCUAUUUAUAGUGAUUAUUUACCCCCAAAUGUUCAGAACAAAUCUCUUAGCAGACAUAAAUUUUCAGUUAUUCCAGGAUUUCCAGUUUACCAAAGCGAUGAUAGAAGGGGAGACUGUCUUUUACUCCAAUAACAGAAGGUUUAUAACAUUGCAUAUACUUUGUUCUCUCUAUCAACAUUCCCCAACUAAUCAUGACCACAUAACCUGAUCACUCUGAAAGCACUCCAGAAAGUAUCCCCAAUUCCAUUCCAUGCAGAUGGGUGAAAGUUGCCCGUUCAUUCAAGGCAUUGGGGCUAGUUUCCAGCAGCCAAAGGUCCAAAUGUAACGUUUUCAAACGUUAAUAAAAAUAAAUAAAUGCAGACCUCAUGGAUGGGGCUGCGGACAGUGUUGCACAAGUAGAAGUUGGAAGGACCUGGUGCGUUGGUACAGAGCCAGAACAGAAACUGGAAGGUAUGGGGAGCAGCCAAAUAUGUGCAUCAUAUAGCAACAGGGGGAAGGUAAAAUGCAACUGUUUAAGGCUUACAAAAUAUUUUUGAAACCUUUACAAAGCCAGAGGGUGCUGGAAAGCAUUGUAAUGUGUUGUUCAUUGUUUGUGUUUGAUGUGCAUUUACAGUGUCCAUUUAUGGAAUUUGGUUUUAUGAUAAGGAAGAAUGCCAAAGAAUUGCAGAGCUCAUGAAAAAGUAAGUGCUGGUGGUCAAGGAAGCCCUUUGAGGAUUUUAUUUGUGAUCAUUUGCAUGUUAUAGCAUUGUUCAUUAUAUUGAGCCUGUUUAAGAUUAACCCCCUUUAUAUUAACAGCAUAAAUGGGCUCAUUAAAGCAGAAAAGUCAACUGACGCUGCAGUACUGUGCACACGUAAAUAGCAGUAAGUCUUAUUGAAAUCAAUGGGACUUACUUCUGAAUAAAACUACAUAAGAUUGUACUGUGAGGCAUAUUUUAAUUUGGACUAACGCAUUUUGGAAUUGUUCAGUGAAAGUUUACUUCACUGGGAGGAAAGCUCAUUUUGAUAAAGACUGAGGAGGAAAUAAAUCACAGGCAAAUGUCUGUAAAUUGUAAUUUAUUUUUAUACUUUGCAGUUUAUUUUGUAUAGUCUAUUCCUAUUGAUCUCACUUGCCCUGGUAUAUGGAAAAAUAUGCAACUUUAUUCCCUACUUCUUUGAAGUAGGACUGUUUCUUUGAAGUAGGACUGAAGUAGGAUUAACCUGCUGAAACAGGUUAGUGCCUUCAAUAAAACCUGGAUUAUACAAUUAAGCCAAGGACCAUACACAUUCAAUAAAUGUUAUAAAUGUGCUUGCUAUAGUAUAUAGAGAUCAGGUCUUAGUAUUUUUAAUAUAUUAGUUUUAUAAUAUCCAAACACUGAUGGAUAGCAUCUCUUUCUAAGUGCCCUGAAUGAUGAAAUUCCACCACGGGGUGGAUUAGCUAGGUACCGGUUUGAGGGAUCCUAUCUGGAUUGCUGAGGUCAGAGGUCCUCCAGGCCAUAAUCUGAGGCGGCAGUGGCUCUUUAGGGUGUCAGACAGGGUCUCUCCCAGUCCUACCUGGAGAUACCAGGGAUCAAACCUGGGGUGUUCUACAUACAAAACAAAUACUGUACCACUGAGGUAAGGCCCUUCCCUCUCUCUCUUUCGUAAUCCUGUAGCCAUCUGUGUGGUAAUGGUAGCUAGGCCACUUGCAGAGGCAUUCCAGUUAUUCUGGUUCCCAUGUUACUUUUACACUCACUUUGUAUCUAAUGCCAUGCUCUUGCAAUUGGUCAUACAUAUGAUGUUUGGGCUGUAACUUUCUAAAUAUACAUGGGUGGAGUCUAGUGUAGAAUCUGGUAUAGGUAUACUCAAUUUAUCAUCUAAAUUCUAACUCUAACCAGAUGCCUGCAGCUUAGAGGAUUUAUCAGGGGAGUUAAAUUUGCCUGGGCAUAACAAUGGACCAGCCAAUCUUUGUUUUUGCCCAGUUACAUUACAGUGCGAUCGCUGUGAAACGAUCUACAGAUUUACUUCUCCUGCUAGGCAUUGAUCAGGAAAUUCUACAAGACCUGGAAAUGGAUGUACAAAAGAGUCCAUCUGCUGUAGAGAAAGAGAGAAGAUGUUUCACUCUAGGAAAGUCAGAGCUCCUCUUUCUCAGCAUUAUUAUUUAGAUUUUUACCCCAAAGUUUCCUCCAGAGGAGCCAGAGGGCAGCAAAACAUAUCAAUACUAAUACAAUUAAACUUCUAAAAAUAUUUAAAUACUUCUAAUAACAAUCACCUACCGUUUUAUCCUAUCCUGACUCACAUUCACAGUGAAGUACAAUAGAAAACUAUAAGCUACACAUUACUGCUUAUUAGACAUUACAGAAAUAUGCACAGAUCACAAAUUUAGUUAACAUUUCCCUAACACAAUUUAAUUGCAGCUAUAGUCUUUUUGAAAAAAGAAAUAGGCAUGUAUCCCUCUUGUGUAGCAAUUGAAAGGAGCAGAGUAAUUAUAUUAAAAAUCUCUAAUAUCUUCCCUUAGUUGUAUUCCCCACCCCACCGCAUCAGAAGUGUGCAAAUGCUUCCCUCAUGGGGAAAUUUCUGAACUUUUUCUAGUGCUGUGAUACAAUUUUUGAGAUAUACUGCACCUAAUGUUCCAAAUGUAGUCACACAGUAGAUCUAUAUAAAAGUCAUUGUAAUAUUGGUAGUUUUAUUUUCCAUUCCCAAUAUUGACUUGUCUUUUUCACUUCCACUGCGCAGAAAGUUGACAGUUUCAGUGAACUGCCUACCACAACCUCAAGUUCUGUUUCUUGGGUUAGUUGCAGUCAAUUCAGAUCCCACCUCCAUAUGUACAAAGUAGUUCUGUUUUGCCCCAGUGUGCAUCACUUAGCCCUUGCGCACAUUAAAUGCUGUGUGAAGCUUUCUUAUCAUUCACUCGGUUUGGAGCUAGAUUCUUCUGGAACUCUUCAAUUUGCUUUUGCAUUUCACAGCCCAGAUAACAAACUUGGCUAUCUCACUGCUUACCCCUGACUUAAGAACGUUUAUGAAUAAAAGGUAGCAUUCCCAGUACAGAACCUUUGGGUAGUUUAUUGAUAAUUUGUCUCCUUAUUUUAAACUGUUUAAAAUGUCUGUUUCCUUUUCUUAAGCAGUUAUUGAUCCAUAAGAGGUUGAUAUGGCAACAGUCAUCUAAAACAAAUAUUAGCAUAGCUAGCAUAGUGUGUAGCCUGUGCGGGGAGUGGAAGCAUAUUGAGCCAUGACCAAUACAUGAUCCAGAGGAAUAGGUCUGUUUGAUCGGCUAUAGCAAAAAAAAGAAAUAAUCCUGUGUCACCUUAAAGGCCAAUAAGACAAUAAAACAGGUUUUGUUGCUCCUUGCUUUUGGUGGCGUUUGGGGCCCCAUUAUUUACAGAUCUUUUCCCCUCCUUUCUGCUAACAUAGAAUACCCAUCAAAUAUCCAAUCAAAAGUAGAGUCCAAAGACUCUUGAGGAUAAGAGUUGUGGGCUCCUGGAGCACUGACCUCUAUGAAGGUGGAUUUUACAUAAAUCUCUUGCUGCAAUGCUGGAAGAAGCAACACAUUAAGCGCUCUGUCAUCAGUGACUCGGAUAUCUGUUGUCACAUGUUGUAUUCAGCCCACAGUGAAAUAUCCGCAAUCUUGACCGUUUGGUGCCUGUCCUUAACUGCUUCCAUGCCUGAUCAGAAAGCCUCUGGGAGCCUCAGCCUAGAACGGGAGACUGACAAAGUUGACUUGUAGCCCAUGAAAGCAACUGAGGAAAGAGAGUGGAGUGCCUUAUAUUGACAAUCCCUGUGUGGCAGUGGUGCCUUUGUCAUGGUGAACAACACCACAAUGGUUAAUAUCAGGAGCAAGAAAGAAUUUAUACAAGAUUUCAGGAGAAGCAAGCUGUCAUCUCAAACAACUGUACGUUAUUGAAAGAUAACUGUGUCUAAUCAGCUCUCCCUGCAGUUUUUGGUGAUUAAAUGUCUCUCAGACUGCUAAUUUUCUUCAGUAAAAGACUAGUUUGUGAGGAUUUGUAUGAUUGUAAACCAUGUUUAGUGGGUUAUAAUAGCAGCAUUUCAUCUAGUUAAAACUGCACUGCAGUUCAGCCAAGUGACUGUGUGUUAGAAUUAUCAGCAGUUUGCAGUAAUUAUAAAACAGCUGGGGCAGGAAAUUGGUCAUUUACUAGCAGUUAAAGACUUGUUUGUGUAUAUUCGCCACCCUACCAUCACCAGCAAUCAUAAAAUGAGCUGUGGUUUAAUGUACUUCCCAGCCAGACGAUCUGUGACUGUGUUAGGGAUAUUUAAGUCUUUUAUGGCCCAGUGUGCACAAAAUUUGAGAAAUUACAUUAUCAACCCAGGCAAACCUUAUGAGAUAGCCCUUCUCCUCCAAAACAACAACCUUGGAGCCAUUCUUAAUGUCUGCUAAAUGAUUUGAAGCAGCUGGAAUUGAACUCCAUUUUCUCCCUCAUUUUUAACUUCACCCUUCAUUUCCAGUUUAACUCAGCAAGAACAACUGAAAGCACAGCAGGGGGCUGGCACUGGAAUUUCCCCAGUAAGCCUGAAUUUGGGUGACAGCAAAGAAGUGGAUAUCCUACGGAUGCUCAACAAAGCCAAAGAUGAAUAUACCAAGGUGAGGCCUAUCCUGUAUAAAACAAUACCUGCAAGUAUUCUUGGAUGAGACUAGAUUUAUCUAGAUGCACUACUGUCUGGGUUCAGACUCGGUUUUGGAACUGAAUCAGCUUUAGUUGCUCUGAUGGAUGACCUUCAUUAUGAAAGAGAUGGGGAGCACUACUGUGUUACUUCUGCUCAAUCUCUUGGUGGCUUUUGACACUAUUGCCCACAGUAUCCUACUGGACUGACUCAGAGGAAUUAGUAUUGGAAGCACCAUAUUAUGAUGGUUCUGUCCUUACCUUCAUGGCUGCGUUCUGAGUGUAGCACUGGAUGAAUACUCCCUGGCCCCCUGGCACUUGUGCUGUGGGGUCCUGCAGGGCCCAGUGCUAUUAGCAUUUAUACGAAGCCAUUGGGGGCAGUCAGUAGAGGUUUGUGGGAAAGAUGUCAUCGGUACACUGAUGAUACAUAGCUCCAUUUCCCCAUAACAUCUGAAUCAGGAGAGGCUGUGAAAGGUCUGAAUCAGGUGUCUGAAUGCAGUGGUGGGCUGAUGAGGGCCAAUGAACUGUGUUUGAAUCUUGAGAAGGCAGAGUCUCUUUGGUUGGGUAGCUCCCAUGUUCAGAAGAUAGGCAAGUACUUGUUCCAGAUAGGGUCACAUUCCCUCCGAAGGAACAAAGAAAAACCCAUUUUCAUGCUUGGUAUUUAAUUGUUUUUUUUCCCCUUUUAUUGUACAGUAGAAAAGAUUGUUUGGAAGACUACACUCAUACUGAAGUGGUUUCAUUUUUUCUCUCUUUGUUAGAAAACAUUUGUUUGAAGGAUGAGUCAGUCAGUCCAUGUCUGCUUCUUAUUCCACCCCAUCCCUCUAUUUCUUUAUCAUAAUUGGUUGCUAAGAAAAUAAUCUAUCAUAGAUAAUUUUAUGUUCGGAAGCCCUUUGAGAUACAAGAAUAGCUGUCCUCUCAAAGCUGGAGAUCAUGUACAUUAGGCUAAGCAAAGGUGACACAUUUUACAGUUUUAUUUGCAUCAAAAGCCACUGCACAUCAGGACCACCACGCUUCUCAAAAUAGCUGUUUUACAUUUUAUCAUUUUGUGACUGAAUUCCAUGUGAUGGAAUCAGCUUUUGUAUCCUUCAUAGACCCUCUUUGCACUGCAGUUUGGGAUAAUCACUAAGCAAAGAAACAUGAAGUCCAUUACUGGUUUUCUCAAUUGCUGUUGUACUGAUUAUUGCUGCUGCUGCUGCUGCUUGUUUCAGUUGUGAUAACUGCUUUUUAUUUUUUUAACAUUUGUAUUAUUAUUUAGCUUGUGCUUUUUAUCACUUCACAUUCUCUAGUGAUGUUUAGUAGAACAGCAAAUGAAAGUAUAAAGUAUUUAUAAUUCAAAUAAAUAAAUAGUAUCCACCAGUCUAACCUGACGCUAGAUACGCUCCCUUCCUUGCUGGUGUCAAUGUCUUCCAUCCAAAAUCCUGUAAAGCUGCUGCUAGUCAAUGCACCCAAUUGUGAGCUAGAUGGACCAAUGGUCUAAAGCAUCUUCCAAAGAAAAGAUAUUUAUUCAUACUAAUAGUGGUGCAGGCUCAGCAGCAGGCAAUUAGUCCAGAAGUCAUGAUUCCAAGGUACAUGUGGAAGGCAAGAGAUGCAAAAGUGAACAGAAGCAACAGAGAUGUCCUGCGGUUGUCACACCACUCGUGCCUAGCUUUUAAAUACGAGGUGGGGUGAGAUCACUCUCAAUACACUCUCACCUCCUGAUACUCCAUUCAGAUAUGUGCUUAGCCUGGGCGGUUGUGUCUGAUCCCACCUACAGAGGUGGUGCCUUCUGCUCUGCGACAAGACCCUUCUGACUCCAUCUUCCCCACUGAGUCCUCCUGCUCAGACCCUCUCCCUGGCUGGUCAGGGUCCUUCUCACUCCCCAAUGGGACUCUGCAGCAGGAGCAAUGAAGAGAGCCAGCACAUCUCUCCCCCGCCACAGUGCUACAUCUGGAGUCACAAGGAGAGGACCUCCAUCUUCCAUUCCUGGGCACCAACCUACAAGCCCCCCCCCCCCCCCCCCCGUUCUUUCUUCUGAUCCUCUACCGCCUGGGGUUGCCCAGCCAUACCAGAUCCUGAUGGAACUGAGAAGUUUGCCACUGCCAGUUUAAUUUCUUUUGUGGGCCAAGUGGUUGUUUUUAAUUUGCCCAGUCUUCUGUAGUUGGUUUUUAACUAUGUUUUAUUCUGUUGAAUUUUACUGGUGGGUAUGAUUCUGGGUCCCCCCCCCCUUUGCUAUUCUACUAUUUUAUUAUGUUACAUUUCUUUUAUUACGAUUUUGAAUAUGUUUGAUGUCUCAAGAGCCUUGUCAGGGACGAAAAUCUACUGUUAUAUCAAAUGUCAUGUGCUAUCUGGAUAACCUGCAGCCACUGCUGUUUUUGUUUUGUUUUUCUAAUGUUUUUUACCCUUUUAAAUCUAAGUCUAGCCUUUAGUCUGCAUGAAAUAUAGGUUAAGAGCAGAGUGAAGAGACGAUUAGAAUGGAAGAUGAUCUGUAUAAAAUCCCUCGUAUGGAUAUUUCCUGCACUUAUAUUGCAUGUGGCUCAUGUUCCAAGAAAAUCCAAUUGUCUUUCCUUCAGGUACCCUUGAUCCUCAUGGACAUUUGUCAAUUUGUCAGUUCUGUUUUCUCUUCUCAAGUUUAACUGUACUGUAUUCUUUUUUUCGUGGUGAUGGAGAGAUUGAAAAUAAAAAUUGCUUUCUAUAAAAAGAAUUAAUGUAGCAAUAUUUUUGUUUGUGUGUUGCAGUGUAAAAUGUGCUCAGAGCCAAAACAGAUAACCAGUUCUUCUGCUAUAUAUGACAACCCCAACUUGAUCAAACCAAUCCCAGUGAAGCCUAGCGAAACUCAGCACCAGUGUAUUCCUCAACAAGUCCAGGUAUGCUAUUGUAUUUACUUUCUUAACCCUAAGCUUCUUAGUUUAGAAGGCUUAUGAGUCUGUGUUAGGAGCCUUUCUGUGCAAUAAAAAAAGAUUACCUUGCUGGGUGAAGCUCUGCCAUCACAUCCAGUUUUGCUCUCAACCCAACCAUGAUCCACAAUUUCAUUACCCUGGUGUGGUGGUAUGUAUCUUUACCACAGGUAGUCACGCUGCUUUUUGGAACUCAUUUUUAAAUAAGUCUGGAUGAGGGCUCCAGCAUAUUUGGCUGUAUGCAUCAGUAGAGCACACAGCUUUCAGAAAACAAUUACUACAAAAUAAACAUUUUUAAAGCAAAGGUGUAUUAUUGGAAUGGCUGAACAGAGAGGCGUGGGCAGCCCUUGGCCAUGCUAGGCCAAAUAUUACCUCACCCCCUUUACAGGACUAUUCAUCCCCUAAAGAAAUGGGGAACAUCAACAACUUUUGGGGACAGGUGAAAUCUAUUAAUUUUGGGGUGAGGAAUGGGCUUACUGUUAAAGUUUUUUCUUUCUUUUAUAAAUAAGAACAAAACUUUACCACCACUUCAGUCAGUAGCUUAGUUACCCUCAGCAGUCUGGUAGUAUUCCAUUUGAAAUUUAGGACAGAAAGCCCAUUGAGAAUGAGGCUAUGUAACAUAAUGCAUAUAAUUCAGGGGCACUGGUGAUUAUGUUAUAUAACAAUUUGUAUUAUAGUUUGUUUUUGUAUUUGGAUGUUGUUGUUCUUUCCGUGCCCCUGAAAAACAUAUUCAUCUUAUAAGACAACAAAAUGCCCAAUGCAGUUUAGUGAAGAACAUCAAGCAUUUCACUGGUUUAUAAGGACAUUUUACCAUUUAAUAAAAUUUUAUUUUCUCUUCCCCCACCUUUGUGUUUGAUGCUGCCCUCUUUUUUUCCCCUUUCCUAUUUUGAGAGGGACACCAUUUCUGUUGCUGCUCUUAAAACUCCUUCAGUAGUGACCGUCUAUGAUUUAUAGACUUUGAAUCAUAAGCAUUAAUAAGAGUACCUGUAGGCUUCUAGUGAUUGCUUUUUCCCUGUGUUGGCGUUAGGAGUUAUGCCUGCCUUUCAUAGUACCCCUUUGAUUCUUAAAACCUUUCAAUUCUUCUUACAGUGGAUGCAAUUUGAAUGGAAUUUUGUAAUGCAAUUCUGUUUACAUUGGAAUGAAAUUUUAUAGCCCAUUGCAAAGUGUAUGAUAUUCAUGAACACUGGGCUGGGAGGACUAAGAUACAGCUCAUAAUCACACAUCAUGUUCAAAGGUGACAGAUCUGUGCUGUCCAAUUUUAUGCCCUUAAUCAGGAAACAACACACAGCGCUGUUUGUGUGCAAUAUUUCAGAGAUAGGUAGAAGGAAGACUGUGCUCCAUCAGCAGGCCACCUCUUGCCUCUUGAUUUGUAGGAUUCUUUUAACAAAUAUUGGAAAAGUUUGAUCUUGGUCUGAUCCCUACCAAAGCACCUUACAUUCUUAAACAAGGGUGUGUGCUCUUGAUUACUGAGCCAGAUCAGUUAACUGUUAAGAAAUCCAGAGUAUAAACUCUUUUGUUUAAAUUUAAUUUCUUACAUUUAUGUCCCAUCUUUCUUCUGCCGUGGAACUCCAUGCAUUGUGCAUAUGGCUGCCAAGAGUCACCCAUCUGAGCACUGAACAGACCCAGACCUGCUUAGCUUCAGUAAGGUGGUGACCUCAUAUAUCUUCAGGCUGUACUCUAGGUAUAUUGCUUUGUGAAGCGAAGAUGCGAAAUUGGACCGAAAUCAUUCUAGCCAUAGAAAUAAAAAGUAAAUUAAACAAAACUAAAUUCAACCUGUUUCCUCCACCCACAUAAAGAUUCAAGAAAACUGUUGAAAUGAAGCUUCAUAUACCAGGUGUGAGUUGUUAAUAAUAAUUUAGUACGUACAGUCAGCAAACAGGUAGAUAAGCUCUGCUAUACAGUGGUACCUCGGUUUUCGAAAGUAAUCUGUUCUGGAAGACCGUUUGAGUUUCGAAAACCGAGGCGCAAAGGGCGGUCUGCAAAUUUAAUAGAGAAAAAUGACAUAUACACUCAGCAGAAGCCGUUUGACUUCCAAGGCGUGUUCGAAACCCAAACAUUCAUCAAUGGAGACGUUUGGAAACCGAGGUGCCACUGUAUUGUAACCUUUUGUGCAGUGCUGUGUAAUUUUACACCCUUUGCUACACUCAGAUAAAGAAUCAUACAGUAAAUAAAAUAAGUGGUAGUUUGCUAGCCAGUUCACUGGAGGUGAAGAGGUUCUGCUGCUGAGUGAUGAUGAAGGGAGGGAGAGACCCAACACUUACUGGAGCAAGCUGUGAGGCAGUGUCAGGAAAGUGUGGUGUGUGCUGAAGAAGCAGCAUAUAAGAGGAGCUGUCCCCUGUCCACCACUUCUCUCCUUAUAACUGUCCUCACCAACCAUCUUCCCACCAACUGGUUCCAAACUCAUGCUUCUGCCACAAACAGAACGUCUGUGAUCUUACCAAUUGUUUGUAGAAAAGCCAUUUGUUCAGCUUUCGGAGAACGUACAGUGGCAUCUGCUGUUCUCUCUCUUCCUUUGAUGCUGCGAGCCAAACCUUUAUUUCGCCUUUAUUUUUCUGAAUUAAACUGGCUUUCUUUUCUCCUCCCCGCUCCCCCACCAGAAAAUAGACCCUGAACCACAACACUUAUCUCUCACAACGCUCUUUGGAAAGCAGGAAAAGUCUAACAUAUACCAAGAUACCUCAGAGCAGUCACAAAAACUUCACCAAGAAAACUUUCCUCUGAGGCAAGGGGUGGUGCGCUCUCUGUCCUAUGAGGAACCUGGAAGACACUCACCCACAGCAGAGAAGCAGCUUUGCCCGGCCAUUCAGAAACUGAUGGUGCGUGGAGCAGAGCUUCACCCAGUCUCCGAACUCCCUGAGAACCGGAUGUGUGAGAACGGCAGCGUCCCUUCGGUACGGGAGGUUUUCACGGGACUCUUCCAGCCUGUGGCUUCUCAUGGCAUUCGGACAUCUCAUCCAGUCCAAGAUGCCGCCAGCACACGUAGCCUGCUGCAACAGCUCCAAAGCCAGUCAGGACAAAUGACAAAAAUGGAACCCAGCAAUGUAGGACCAGUGAGUUCUGCUGCAUCAGUCUUCACCAGAGCUCCUGCUGUCUCCUCAGGAGCCCAGGUAAAGAAUGCGACACAGCCUCAUCUCAUGUAUUUCAAUGGCUCACUCCCAGGUCAGACUUUGGGGCCUCCAGCCCUUGGUAAAGAACAAUCCAAGCUUCCCGGACAGUCCCUUCCUCUCUCUGGGAACCAAUCUGGAAAUUCUGGAGUAAUUUCACCACAAGAGUUAUUAAAGAAACUUCAGAUAGUCCAACAGGAGCAGCAGUUGCAUGUAUCCAGUCGGCCAACAUUGGCAGCCAAGUUUCCCGUGGUUACUCAGAGCAGCACUACCCUAAAACCUCUGGAUUCCUGGAUGGACAAAGCUUCAAACACAGAAAAGCAGCCUCCUCUUUUUCAGGUAAACCAGCAAUAGAUUUGAUAGAUCCUAGAGUCCGAGAACCUUGGAUCAACAGGCUGCUUGUUCUUCUACUUUCAACAUUCAAAAACCAAAAGUACACCUCUCAGUUCUAGCACUGGGGAACUGUAGGCUAGUUCAUGGUCCAUACUAGUGGUGUCCAAACACUGCUCCUUAGUUCAUUUUAACAACCCUUUGGUUGUUUUUUCAAGCAUGUAGAUUUGAGUUUUUUCAAGCAUGUAGAUUUGAAAAAUCCCGAGUGUUUUUUUUGUGUGCAGCUUCCAUUCACCAGCAAAUGUCCCAACAAAUCAAAAACCUUUUACCUUUGUGGGUGAACCUCAUGUCAAGUCAUCCUCAUCCCCAGAUUCAAAUGUUCUUGAAGUGGGGCAUGCCUUUUCAAGGGGGGCAAGUGGACAUUUUGUACCUGAAUGUCCUCUGCAUUGUUAGACCAUAGCUAGUACAGUCGUACCUUGGUUUUUGAACAGCUUAGUUCUCGAACAUUUUGGCUCCCAAACACCGCAAAGUGACUGUUCCAGUUUGCAAACUAUUUUUGGAUGCCGAACGUCCAAGAAGGCUUCCAUGGCUUGAUUGGCUGCAGGAGCUUCCUGCAGCCAAUCAAAAGCCACAGUUUGGUUUUUGAACAUUUUGGAAGCCGAACAGACUUCUGGAACGGAUUCCAUUCGACUUCCAAGGUAUGACUGUAAUGGCUUUUCAGAGCUGUAAUGAAGGAUUGCUGGGCCACUCAGUUCCUUGGAUGGCUUAUUUGAGACAGUUUGCUUUAUAUGCAUGAAGGCAGAGGUAUUGCUUGCUUUUGCCUCUGAGAACUUGUCUCUUAUUGCAGGAACUGAAAGUUAACAUCCAGCAAGUAUUUGUGUGCACAGGAGCUCUGAUAGGUAUAUGAAGAUGCCAUUCGCACAAGAGUUUCCCCAUUCAUUUCCAAAAGGAGUAGCUCUGCAUGUGCAUCCCAUUGCAAGCAUGGCACUGCUCCUGUGCAUUUGUGAGAGCCCUGUGUGUUCACUGGAGAUACUUCUGAAUAUUGUUAGAGUCAUUUCAGACAUUCGCGAAUAGGGUAGAGUGUGAGCCUUAUUCUUGGGAUAUGUGCUUACCACCAUGUAUAGGAAGUAAGACAUGAACUAGGUGCAAACUUGCAGGAAUGGAUAAAUAAUUCACUCAGUUUCUGCAAUCUUUUCGCUUCCAAACUAUGAUGGAAGAAAAGCAGAAAUUGGACAAAUUGCACAUAGAUAUUGGGUCACAGGUAAUUUCCAUCAUUGCAUCAAUGCUACCUGGGACUCCACCCAACUGCAUGUUAGCUAUUUCUCCUUAUGCCAACAUUUGAGUGAAGCCUAAUGGCAAAGGGUGGUAAGGAGGAAUACAGAUGGGAUGGGCAACUAGGCUAAAGAUCCCUUGCCUGCACAUUGACUGAUACUACUGAUCCCAAGUGAAUCUAGGUUUCCAUAGCUGUGUCCCUAUGGAAUAUAGUUUUGCUUUCCCCUUGACCUUCAGCACUUGAUUUCUUGAUUUGUUUAAAAAGGGUUUUUCAGAUAUACUAGCAUAUUUUGCUGUUGUCAAGCUGCAUCCAAGAAAAUGCAUUUCUAAAUUAUAAUACAAAUCACUCCCACCACUUCCAAAGUUAAAUGAUCCCUUUAAUAAUCCUUGGAAAUCCCUCACUUGGGCAAAUGGGAUCUGUGCAGCUGUGGGGGCUUGGCCUUUGGCUGCUGCUUUUGUUGUGCAGUCUGCCAUUUCCUCCAGCCUCUCCUCCAUAGACUGCAGCUAAGCACACUAUUAAAUAAAACUGGAAAUUGAGCUUAUUGUUAGGCUCUAUAAUUUGAACUAAUAGAAAGUGUGAAAGUGCAGGAGGUGUCAAAACAAGAAAAGUUGGAAUUUUAUGAUUCAUUGACCCUGUGUCUGAGGAUGAUGCUUAUGACAUUUGGACUAAAAUGAAAUGGAAAAACAACCAUUUGGGAUAGAAUUUGAUAAUGGCUUCAUGAUGUGAUACUUUAAUCAGCUUGCUGAUGUUAUUCAGAAUGUGGACAGCAAAGUCUAUCCAUAGGAAGAUAAUGUUUUAUUGCACAGUAUUGUGAUGGAACUGAGAGAUUGUCUGUGCAUUGCAGGGGAGGUACUUUCUGGGCUGGGUUGCCCAGGGUUGGAAAACAGGUUUUAUUUCCACCAAUACAGUAUCCCAUAGUGCAGCUCUUAAUGUUUUCUUACAGAUGUCGAUAGGGGCCAUUCACUUACACAGGAGAAAAUAAAGCAAUAUCCUCAGGAAACUACUUGGUGGAGGCUAAACCUGCCCCCAGUGACACCAGUUUAUUGGGGAAAGAAAGCACGUCUUGCCAACUGCAGCAAAUUUAAUUGGCUCUAUAGUAUAAUGGGUAUAACUAAGUUCUGAGCCUGUGGCUGUCUCCAUAGGCCUUGCUCAGGUCUUUAUUUUGUGGUUGUGUUAAGGGUUUGAGAUUUAAAAACGGGUGUCAAACACAAAUGGACCAGGAGUUCAGAUUUCCCAGGGGCUCACAUUUUCAUUGAAAAGCCAUCAGUUUUGAUGGAGACAGCAGCAGGAACAGAGAUUAAUUUUUAAAAUUACCCCGGACAGCCAAUUUCAUUAUGCCAUCCUUUCACAACAUAUGUCAGCAGAUUUCUUCACCGGCAUGAACACUACCCCCAGUUGCUAGUUCUCUUGUCCCAGGCCUAAGUGCUCCCUUGAAGCUUGAAACCCACUGGUUUUUAAAGCUUUUUUCCUGUGUGCCGCUGCUUGCCAGCCAUAACUUUUUCACAUGCAAAGACAGCUUUCCUCAGCCACUAACCUAACUGCCAGCUUGCAUUGUGGUUGCCAUGUUUCCUGGGUGCCAUUUCUUAGGAUGCCAUUUUCCAGGUCUCCUUAUAUAGCUUAUAUGUUAGGUUUUGUCUCUUUGCCACAUCCUACUAUAGAACUAUAAAAGUACAGAAGCUUUGUCAGGGUUCAAGUGCCCAUAAAAAAGCUGCUUAAUGAAGGCUACAGCUACAGUGGUAGAAAGGGCUGCUGCUGGUAUGCUGAGCCAAUAGCAAGCAAGCUCAAACUUCAGAGACAUUUGGCCUAAAAGUUCUAAGUGAGGAAGUUCUUGCUCCAGACUUUGGCAGUAUUACCUGUGUCUAUUCUACAGAAAUAUUUAAGUUUGUAAAGACUUCCGGAUGAGCAUUGCUGCUAAUCUGUACUAUAGUGUAUUGCUGCCAGCUGAAGACUUAUUUGUCACCAUAACUAAGGACAGACAUUUCAGUCAAAUAGUAUUGGCACAGUCACACAUGCAGAUGCUCAGGCAAAGCGAAUCAAAGCAGAACCUGACAAUAAACGCACCCAAAAGUCUGUUCCCUAGAAUUGCUUUUUGGCAUUUCAUCUGCUCCCACUGUCUUUCAAGUGGACCAAGUUUUAUAGGGUCUGCUGGGUGCAGCUUGCCACCUAGACAACAUCUUGAAUAUUGGUGGUGGGACUGAACAAAUGUGCAUUUAAAGGACUCGCCAUAAGUUCCUUCAGUAACUGGAAUCUGCAGUUUGUACUUCCUCAGCAGUGGACUCGACAUAUUAUUGGUCUCAUUUCGAUUUGGCUUGUGAUGCAUCUCCAUCUGGCUUCAAAGCUGUAAUCUGCAGUAUAAGGUUCAGUGGAGGGGAAAUACUUGUUACGAAAGCAAUUAGGAAAAGCAGAACACAGUGGUACUUGAAUCAACUCAAAGAAAACGCAAGCUUGAUCAAGUCUAAGCUGCUCAAAGAGCAUACCUUAGGCAGUCCGUUUCAACUAUGCACAGAGAAAAUGAUUUUUCACAAAAAAAAGUUUAGAGUCAGACAGCAGGACUAUGGUUUGGAUCCAAAGAACCAUUGGAGUUUUGUCUGUGCAAUGGGGCUUUCCUCCCUUUUCUUGUUGCAGCCACUUAUGCCCAGUGACUCCUGUGGGUCAGGGAAGUCAAACAACACCUCCACUUGUGGGGGGAAAGAGUGCUUUCCAUGCAGACAAGGGGUCCUUUUAAUCAAAACCUAUGGCUGUAUUCAAAUGUGACCUUCCCAAUUACCAAUAAAUACGGUUUGUUGGAGUAGAAAUAAGGAUGGGCUGAAGCACACCGUCUUCCUAUCAUGCCCAGCUGCAGAUAUUUCCUUAGUUGUAAGAAUAUAAGAAAAGCCCUAUUUGGUUCAGCAUCCUGUUCCUCACAGUGGUCAAUGUGGGAAGCACAUCACAGAUUUGAGCCUGGUCUACAAGGAGUACUUAAACCACAUUUUCCUGUGUCAGAUAUCAUAGGCAAGCCCAUUUAACAAACAAGGAAGUCUCCUUUCCUGGGGAAGGCUGUCUAAUUUUUUUGGGAACAGGAACAUUACAUCUGCAUCUGGGUUAUGCUUGUAUGCUAUUUCCAGUUUCUUUAAAAUCAUUACCUGCCUCCAUCCCAAGUUGUUAUAAUAAAGUGUUUCAUUCCAUGUCUGUUAGUCUCUUCAAGCAUAAUUAAUGCCUAGGCCUUGAAGGAAUUCCCUAAAAAUAACAUUCUGAAAUAUCUGCCUUGGGGCAGAGAAGAGAGGCUUAUCCAGCUAUUUAAGCUGCAUACAAGUAUUACCGUAUUUUUCGUCCCAUAGGACGCUCCGUCCCAUAGGACGCACCUAGUUUUUUGGGGGGGGAAAUAAAGGGGGGAUUUCCUUUAUUUCCCCCCCAAAACCAGGUCGGGGAAACCAAACCAGGUCGGGGAACAGCGGUAUGGCGGCGCUCCGCCUCCCCGCUGUCCCCCGAGCUUGUGGGGCGCGCUUCUCCCCAGUGCCAGCCUCCAAACCAGGUUGGGGAACGGGGGGGGGCGGCGCUGCGCUUCCCUGCUGUCCCCCGAGCUUGUGGGGCUGGCGCUGGGGAGAACUCCCGCAGGGCUCCCCACGCUGCGGAUGUCUGCCCGGCGUGCGGGGCACUCUGCUUCAGGGUGCCCCGCGCGCCGGGCAGCAGGCUGCUAUCCGCAGCCUAGGGAGCCCUGCGGGAACUCCCGCGGACUCCCCAGGCUUGCUUAUAGCUUCCUGAAGCCCUCUCGCUCUCCAAGCUUCAGCGAAAGCCUGUAUUCGCCCCAUAGGAUGCACACAGAUUUCCCCUUCAUUUUUGGAGGGGAAAAAGUGUGUCCUAUAGGGUGAAAAAUACGGUACUUUCCUUUAAGAGCAUGGCCAUUGUCAACAGAAGCCUGCAAAUCUGCUAUACACGUGUGUGGGAUUAGACUCCGCCUUAGAGACGGAAGCCUUAGACCUUGCUGACCAUGGUAAUGUGGAGCAAAAUGCAAUCUGCUCUUCAAAACAGGCUGCUUGUUCAUAAUGUAUGGGGCUGCCAAAAUGUAUAACUACAGGUGAUAUAUAGCUCUCCCAACCAUUAGAUAAAAUGAAUUAAUGGUUUCUAAUUAAUCACCCUGCUUAGCAAAGAUGAGAUUCAGCAACUGGAUCGUCAGUGUACCGUCUCUUCCUGUCUGCCAGCAUCUAUUUAGUUUAGCUUUAACGUUGGAAUCUUGAACUCAAGCAACUGAAGGCAUUAGUGCAGCAGCCUUUCACCGAUUUGUAGCGCAGGCCCUGCUUAAAUCCUCACUUGGCUUUACAUGAGCAGAUAAUGUCUUGUAUAAACAAAUAAAAACCUCAUGGAAUCAUUAGAAGAGAAACAUCAGGGUAGGGAGGGUGAAUCUGGGUCCAAAUUUUAAUUAAAGGGCUGGUGCCAUGCUGUUUUUAUUGUAAUUAUUGGUAUGCUUUAAACAGAUUUUUUAUAUGUUUAUAGUUUUAAUUCUAUCAAUGUUUCAUUGUGUUUUGAUGAUUGAAUUUUCUGUUUUGUGCAGUUCUUGUUUUUAACUGUAAGCUGCCUUGAAUACCAUCGGGGGGGGGUGGAGACAGAGUAUGUGUAUACAAAUAAAUAAGGGGUCUUUUUUUCAGGCAGAACCUGACAAGCCUCCUGACUUAAAGGGCUGCCCUCCACCCAAAGAAUUAGUUGGCCAAUUUCAGAUCUGCAUGGGAAAUUUUGCCACAUACAUACAUGCCCCAAGCAUAGCUUUUUGGCCAUUUAGGGCUGGCAGGUCAUACCACUGCUGCGACAACAGAAGCUACAACUGGCAUAAUUUUUCUGUCAGGCUGCAGCAACAACCCAGUUCUGACACAUGGGUCUGCAACACUGAAUCUAUUUUGGCCCUUCUGGUUGAGAAACUGUUUAGGCUUUUCUGAAUUCUAGCUGCCCACCCUCUUACAUCUAACCUAUGUCUGAAUGAUUCGGUCUCCAAGAAGCAGCCUUUCUCCAUUCGGGUGGUUCCUUUGGCUCUGGGUCCAUUCCCUUGGCGCCAUCUCACUAUCUUCACAAUGGCUAUCCAGGUUCUCUGGACUGCAAGAGCCACCUCAACUCUAUGCUUGGUGGCACAUCAAAUUGGAAGUGACCCUAUCACCCUCAACCCAGGAAUAUUUUUCUGCCUUGCUAGGAUGACUGCCAGCUCCAGCAGGGUUGAGUUCACCUUCCAGAAAGGCAGUAAGCUGCUUGCCAGAUAGUUUUUUAAUGCCACCUCAGAUUCCUUUGUAUAGCUGUGGUUGACGUGUAAUUUAAUGUGAUGUCCUUGUGUGUGAUGAGCAGGUCAUCUCACCGCAGCGAAUUCCUGCUACUGUAGCUCCUUCACUACUGAUGUCCCCGAUGGUGUUCAGUCAGUCUGCCCCAGCACCGCCAAAGCCAAGUGAAGGUGGAUGGCUGCCCGUCGUGAACCAAGAAGCUGUUUCUAGUUCCACUAACAACCUGUCUGUGCAGAACCCAGAAGCAGCUGUUACAAACAGCAGCUCACUGACAAAGCUACAACUACAGGAAACGUUACUACAUCUGAUCCAGGUAAAGCAUCCAUUACAUUUCUCAUCUGUCCUUGUCCUCUCUUAAAAACUAUUUGCAUCUGUCACACUAGAAGAUGAGAGUGAGCGGAGAGUUGGAAUGAAUUGUCACCAGUAAGCAUACAGCAUUGUUGUGUAGAUAAUCCUCAACUGAGUGUUUUGUUUUGUUUUGUUUUGUUUUGUUUUGUUUUGUUUCACAGGUUACUUCUCCAUUUUGCUAAGUUGGCUGAUGGUCCAGUUUGGUUAUUAUGAAAGUAAGACUUACCAUAUUGUAAGUCUACAAUUAGGCACCUGUGUGCCCUGAAAAAAAAAUAGCCCCCGGUUUGCAGCUGUCUUAGCAGUAGUUAGAGCCCAGACCAUUGACAGCAGCUCUAGUUUCUCACAAGGUCUGAAACAUGUUAGAUGCAACAAAUCUUCCUAUGCACUGCAGUCAAUUGGGAGUUGCUGAUCUGGGCCCAAAUGUUGUUCAUUCUGACAGCCAGCAGUGGGGAUCCUGCUUAGAGCUACCGCUGACUGUAGAAGUAGUUUUAUCCCGCCUUUGCUCCAGGUUGCUUAGAACAACAUUUUAGCCUCAGCAAAAACCCAGGAGAAUAAUUAGGAUGACAGUGGGUGGCAUGCUCAAGACCGCUCAGUGGGCUUCAUAGGAUCUAAAUUUGCAUUUCUCAGUGCAUUAAUGAACACAAUGGUUCAAAAAAUGUGGAGUUUUAAUUUCUCUGUGGUUUUAAAAUUCAUAUUAUUAACAAAGUAUAUACCUUUCCCCCUUCAGAAUGACGACAACUUCCUAAACAUCAUCUAUGAUGCGUACCUUGUCAGCGUGAGAAAAGCAGCACUGAAAAAACCCAUGUGAAACUUCGUUUUUUUAAAAAUUAAAAUGUAUCUCAUAUCCUGAACUUGACUUUUUAAAAUAACUGUCAAACAAAACAAGGGGUUUUGGGCUUUCUGCAUAGCUUUAAAUGAUGUUCGCUGGCAAGUCUGUGCUCUGCUGAGGAAAGAGUGGGUGGGAACGGAUAGUGCCUUCCAGAGGGUAGGGUGAUGUCACAGUAUGACAACAGACUUAAGAUACCUUUAUAGUGUUUUUCUUAUGUAGGCUGGAUACCAGCAUGUAUAAAGAUUUAUAUUUUCUCUUCAAUAAUACAUCUGUUUUUUGUGUUUUUUAAAAGAAGAAUAUUAGAGAUUAGUUGCCUAGGUACUUUGCUGGAAUCAUUAGUUACCAUAGGUGGAAGUUACUACUCUACAUUGUUUACAAAGGAUGGUACUUGCUGGCGGCCACCAGGUGGCAGGCUUGGACUAUAGUAGAAAACUUUGAAGCUAUAGUGAAAGCUGUGGCUAGGGAAAGCAGAUAGCUUUUCAAAGAGCUAAAAAUAACAUUGUGGUCAUCAUUGCCAGUGAUUUGGACAUCCAUCCCUCUACUAUCUCUGUUCACACAAUCUGUAUGUUGGUUUUUUGUUUUGUUUUUAAACCUGUUUGAUGGCAAAGAAGUGAAUGCGUAUGCCGUGGACAUCCAUACCACCUCCAGUUCUACUGACCACCCCCCCCCCCAAAAGAAAAACCACAACAGAGGCUGUCAUUAUCCUUUGGAAGGAAUGUUACUUGCCCACAGGAGACUGGUUUCUCAUGUUACAAUUUCCCCCUAAAUGCCAGAGUUGUGUGAAAAAGAUAACGUGGGAAGGGUCUGCAUCCAAGAGUCAGCCGCUGCAGAAUGACUUGUCUAUGCCAAGAAUUUGAUUGGAUUCUUCAUACCAUUUCCUUUCUUGUUCUCUGCAACACACCCCAAGUUCUCUGCAUGCAGACUACUAUGUAGGAAAGAGGCGGUUUUCCUCUUUUAAAAAAACAAAAAACAAAACCUCAUUUUGUAAGCAAAUAUUUUUCUAUUUUGUGACCAGAACAUUCAUAGCAAGGAGUAGAUGAUUACAUUAUAACUCUUUAUAGAGUCUUUUCUUUCUAGCUGUUUUUCCCCUUUGAUGUAGAUAUAGGCCUUCAUUAGACUGUGAUAACUUCUGUGUGCUUUUCUCCAGGAUGACUGCAUUACUUUUAAGCAUUUUGUUAAAACUAGCAAUGUGAAUGAAUGAAUAGUUUCAUUUCCACUGUGUUGUUCAAUCAGAAGAUGGACAGUAGUUUCAAUUACCCAUUUGUAAAGAAAAUAAAAUGUAUUUACACAGA
Molecule: messenger RNA, 35774 nt
Organism: Podarcis lilfordi (Lilford's wall lizard)
Lineage: Eukaryota; Metazoa; Chordata; Lepidosauria; Squamata; Lacertidae
Source: the annotation of a GenBank genome assembly